UCUUUAUCUGCAGUUUCAUUAGCUUUACCAAAUGAAUUGUCACUAGAGCAAGUAGUAUCAUCGUUUUCGGCAGUUUUACCAGAACGUUAGUGUUACUAUGUACAAUCAUCGGAUAUGAUUUUGAUUCAUCUCGAUGUAGGUAGCUUGUUGGAAAAAUUAAGAUUACGAGUAACAGCUGAUCUUUCUGUUACGCUUGUAAUGCCACAUCGAUCAGAAAUAAUUCUCACUGAUCGUGUAUCAUCUAUGGAAGAAUUGUACGCAUCUAUGCGUAAAGCAGAAUCCCUCACAAUUUGUUGCGGAACAUUAUUUGAUGAAAAUAGAUAUGCCACCCAGUGUAGUGGAAUCAUCACACCAAAUGAAAAUUAUCAGCGUCAGCAAUUAAAUCCUCGCUGUCGAGCGUGCCGCAUACUUCGCCAAAGAAUACAAGCAAACAUGAGAUAUAAACGCGAUUCGACACUUGCUUUUCGUAUUAAACGAAAAAAGGAAAUUUACCGACAACGAUGUCAUCGACUUAUUAAGAAGAUGAACAUAAUAAUUUCGUUUCAUUUUGAACGUGAUAAUUUUGAGUACGAUUAUCUCAUGACAUCUCGUCUCAGUCAAGAUCCCUUGGAGAGAUUUUUUUCUAUCAUGCGGAAUUCUUGUGGAUCCAAUGAUCACCCCGAUCCAAAAUUAUUUGGUCAAGUAUUCAGACUCGUAUCGUGUUUCUCCUUAGUUCGUCCACCAAAAGACUGUAACGUUUCUGGCCCUCAGCUUUUGUCAACAUUAAUGCAAACUCAAGAUUCGUUGUACCUAACACAAAGACCUAGGAAAGAGUGGUUAAAUAAAAUUGAUGAAUUAUUAGAAGAUAAUUUUGAAAACGAAGAGCGAGAUUGUGUUGAAGAUGAUAUUACGGAGCAUGAUUACUGUAUUUUUAAUACAAGCGAUGAAGUUCAAGCAUUCAUUGCUGGUUACAUUACUAAAAAAAUGCAAAUUUUAUUAAGGUACGAAGAUUGUAAAUUACUUUACAAGCAACGGAAGAUGAACGGAACGAUGAAUAUAGUUGGAACAUCGGAAGUUCAAAUAGACACUCUUCACGACAUACUCAAAGAAGCAGGAAAACAAAAUUUACCACAUGUUGGCUGUGAAUCUCAUGAACAUGAAGUAACUUCAAGGGUGAUCGACAAUAAUUAUAUUCGGCUUCGUGAGGUAACUAAAAAAAUAGAAUUGUUGCGUCAAAAUAAUGCAAAAAUUGAUGCUAUAGAUGCAGCAGGUCGAACUCCAUUUCUUUCAGCUUGUGAUUCUGGCAAUCUUGAAGCAGUCAAAUAUCCAAUAAAUAAUAAUGCUAAUAUUCAUCCUAGUGAUUCAGAAAAAUAA
Chelonus insularis is the source of this 1353-nucleotide messenger RNA. RefSeq lists its product as uncharacterized. NCBI's taxonomy places the organism in Eukaryota, Metazoa, Arthropoda, Insecta, Hymenoptera, Braconidae. The record is from RefSeq and is a predicted model, not a curated record. The transcript has 7 exons. Gene Ontology annotation, molecular function: protein binding. The coding region runs from base 115 to 1353 and encodes 412 amino acids.